GCUCAUUUUCGCUCAUUUCAUUGGUUUCCAGGUGCAAAGUACAUUGUAUCGCGUGUCCCUCGCCUGUCCCGCCACCUAUCGCCUCGCAUCUUGACCUGAACAGUCCCAGGGGGCCUACCUGCCGUCCCCAACCGCUUCCAGACGCGUGCGACCGGUUCUGCCUCGGACGGUGUGGCGCCGACCCGAAAAUGAGCGCCCCACCAACGGCCUAUCUCGCGUAUUCCGCGACUCCCCCGCGCGAAUCUUCUCUGGCUGGGCCUGGACUGCAUGUCGCAUUCUAGACGACCGCGGCGCCAACUUCACAGGCCAGCCGCACCCGCCCCUCGCAUCUACAGGCCGCCCAUACCGGCUCUCCCGGACGCCCCCGUCGACCCGAAGCACGCAGGACAUUGCCCGCGACGCGGGCACACCGCCAGAACGCGCCCUGCCGCCGUCAACAUCGCGGGCCCGCCGCCGUGUCCCUGCGCCAGCGCGCCCCCCUACGCACCGCACGCCUCCCCGCUUCCACGCACAUACUGCCCGCACCUCCGCACACCCGCCCCUCGCACUGCGCACAAACGUUCCGCGCGGACGGUCGCACCGCCCACACACCCUAACGAGUGCAGCGCGCCGGCUGCGCGUGCUGGCGGCACGCGGACGCCUGGGACUGGGCGAUGCGAUGCGGCGCGCACGCGUGGGGGAUUGUGCGAUAUCGCGGCCGCGGGCCCGAUUUGGGGGCGUCCGGGCACUCCGAGAUGGGGUGGGCCGUGAGUGGGGCGCGUACGCGUCAGGCACGAUGCACGGGUGUGUGCGGCGGGCUCGGCGAGGUGUGUGGCGCGCUCUCGAGGGCGCGUACGGGAGGCGGAGAGUCUGGUAGGUGCCCUGGGGUGUACGGGGCUGCCCGCGACGACAUAGACGAUUGCAAUCGUGGGCGGCGCGGGGGGCUCGUGUCCGCGCGGUAAGCCGCGGUGGAGGGGGUCCGCGCUAUGGACACCGUAGUUAGUCCCGUCAUGUACUUACCGCGCAUCCCGCCCCUCAAUGCAGCCUUUGCGACGUACCUCCGCGCCUCCGCACCCCUCCACGGCGCGUGCGCACCGCCGCGUAAGCCGCGCCUCGCCAGACACGACGCCUGCGCCGCGGCCCGCGACGCCCGUUCCUCGCGCGACACCGUGCACGCCGGCUACUACGAUAUACACGGCACUAACUACUCUCCUGCAGCCCCGCCCAAGCCGGCUUGUCGGCUGCGUGCCCCGCGUCGGGAUCGUGCCGUAUCUGAUCUUGUAGUGCCGCUGUUCUGCUGUGUGCGCCGGCCCGGGACGCAUCGUGCUCGCUUCGCGGCACCGUAUCUUGUAGUAGCUAGCGUCGUGUGCACAUGGCGACGCGCAUCGUGCUUGCAUGUGGCGCCGAGCGCACACUCCUGUGAGCGGUACGAGCAGUCUGGACGUGUCAGCAGUAGGUGCGUACUGUAUUGUCACGGCGAUCUCGCGCUGAAUCGAGUCGUCCUGCAGGCUACAAGAGAUGGGACGCUGCACAGGGGUCAAGGGAUCACUCACCUGGUGAUGUGCGAGCGCAGGACAUCAUAACCCGCUUCCGGAACGUGCUACGACACCCGCACGGGCGCACGCGAUGUACGCGGGCCCGCGGACACGUCGUCGCGGGGGUGCGUGCACGGCUUUUCCCUCGGCGGCGUGAGCAGCUCCGUUCGACUCCGAGCGGCGCGAAUUCCACUACGUGAGGUGCGCCGUCAAAACUUCGCUCCUGCGCGGAGGAACUGCAUGUCUGCGGCACCACGCCGACGUCGUUCGUGCCCCGCACUCCUCUCGCCGCAGACCGUCUGCAAUCAUACCUACGGCUCUCUGUAUUUCGCUCGCCUCGUGGACGCGCAGCCCGCACUUGCGCGGUGCACAGAUCUGAACCCCGUAAUGUCCGGACGAAUGCGGCCAAGACGAGCCUUCUGGCGCGGUGUGAGCAUGGGCGGAACGCAGGGAGGACCUAGACGCGUCCUAAUCAAUGGCAGACACCGUCUGACGAGUCCGCGGAUGGAGAGGUGCGUACCGUUCGCAUUGUGGCGCGUUUGCACGGACCGUGACCGUGUUGCAGCUGUCUGGUUCCUCACAGGUGCACCACUGGGGGGCUGGGGGCUGUACGAGCC
Messenger RNA from Trametes versicolor FP-101664 SS1, 2131 nucleotides. RefSeq lists its product as uncharacterized. The coding region runs from base 1018 to 1263 and encodes 81 amino acids. Lineage: Eukaryota; Fungi; Basidiomycota; Agaricomycetes; Polyporales; Polyporaceae. The transcript is spliced from 7 exons. The record is from RefSeq and is a predicted model, not a curated record.